AUGACUCGGAACCCUGUAGGAACGUUACCGAAUAGGACACAAGAUGGCCUUGGAGUAUCACAGAAGGCAAGAUCUAAUGACCCUGUGAAGGUUGUGUAUGUCCCCAAAGCCCAGAGGGAGAAGCGCAUGGAAGAAGAGGUCAAAAAGGCUGAAGAGGAAGCAAGGUUAAGAGAAGAGAAAUUGAAAAAAACACGUAUUGAGCAUCUAAAACAACUGGAAGCUUAUAAGGAAUCUGAACGACGUAAUAGGAUGAGACAAAGGGACAAUGAACGUCAACGUGAUACUACUACGAAACCGGAAUCAAAGGAUAUUCGAGAGAAGGAAGAAUUGAAAUAUAGUUUGGAAAAUAGUGAUCUUGCAAGUCUGAACAUGCUUAAAUUACCAAAGGAAGAGGCACGUCCAAGACUAAUUGCGAAGGAGCUUGAACAAAUUCGUGAACAUUAUCUGGGUGUUAAAGAGCAGCAGAAAAAACCAAGGAAACCAUCUGAAAAGUUUAAAACAAUAUUCAAUUUCGAAUGGGACAAUUCAGAAGAUACUUCUAGAAAUGAUAAUAAUCCUAUAUACCAAAAUAGACCUGAACCACAGUUACUCUUUGGUCGAGGUUGUAGGGCCGGUAUCGAUGUACGUGAACAGAAGAAGCAAUCUGAUUUUUAUCAACAACUUUGCAAAAGGCGAUGUACUACCGGUAAUGUUUCCGAAUCUGUGAAAUCGAAAUCUGCCACGACAAAAUAUCAUGCAGAUAAAAGGAGUAAUAAAUAUGUCGAUACUAAAGUAUCGGAUGACGAGGAGAUUGAUACACAUUGGUCUUCUAAGAGGAGGGAGCAGAUGACAGAUCGUGAUUGGCGUAUCUUCAGGGAAGACUUUGAUAUAUACGUGAAAGGUAGCAGGGUACCACCGCCAAUACGUACAUGGUCCGAAUCGGCUUUACCCUUGGAAAUAUUGAAGUCAAUAAAGGAUGCAAAGUUUUCCGCACCAACACCAAUCCAAAUGCAAGCUAUACCUAUAGGAUUGGAAAUGCGUGAUCUUAUAGGUAUUGCGGAAACAGGGUCAGGCAAAACUUUAGCCUUUGUUCUGCCGAUGCUGACCUAUGUCAACUCGCUACCGCUCCUCAACGAAGAAACAUCACAGGAUGGUCCUUAUUCUUUAGUAUUGGCACCUACUCGUGAACUUGCGCAACAGAUACAUAACGAGACCGUGAAGUUUGCGACCUUCUGCCAUUCUAGGGCUGUACUUGUCGUGGGUGGCCAUAGUGUGGAGCAGCAAGGUUUCCAGUUACGUAACGGUGCUGAGAUUGUUAUCGGUACGCCGGGGCGUAUUAAAGAUUGCCUUGAUAGGUCGUAUACUGUCCUAUCACAAUGUAAUUAUGUAAUACUGGAUGAAGCUGAUCGUAUGAUUGAUAUGGGUUUUGAAGAGAUUGUGAAUGAUAUACUCGAUUGUAUCCCAACUUCUAACCUUCGAGAUUUUGACGAAGGUACAGCUUUCCAGCAGGAGCUUAGUUCAAAAGCGGGAUACCGCAGAUAUCGCAUUACACAAAUGUUCUCUGCUACUAUGCCGCCAGCCGUGGAGAAACUUACCAAAAAGUACCUGAGGUCACCCGUGUGGGUAUCCAUCGGUGAUGUCGGUAGUGGUAAGAAAUCGAUUACACAGCGUUUUGAAUUUUUGACGGAAUCGCGCAAGAAACAGAAACUGCAAGAUGUUUUGCUGGGACUAGAGGGGCCUAUCAUAGUGUUUGUCAAUAUGAAGAAGGUUGCAGAUGUAGUGGCGAGGCAUAUUAUAAAUAUGAAUUUUAGGGCAAUUGCAUUACAUGGUGGCAAGAGCCAGGAUAUACGUGAGGGUGCUCUAGAGAGUUUUAAAUCGGGGGAUUAUGAUAUCCUGGUUGCUACAGAUGUGGUUGGCCGUGGUCUAGAUGUCAAGGGUGUGAAAGCUGUGAUUAAUUUCGAUAUGCCAAAGGAUAUCCAGACCUAUACUCACAGAAUAGGUAGAACUGGCCGUGCUGGUGCCAAGGGUCUGGCGGUUUCAUUUGUCACUGAGGAUGACUCUGCCAUAUUCUAUGACCUAAAACAGCAGCUUAUCAGUACAGAUAACAACGUGCCGCCGGAACUCGAUCAACACCCCGCUGCAAACAUAAAGCCUGCUAGUCACCAUCCCGCUCCGCUUGAUUAA
Messenger RNA from Babesia sp. Xinjiang, 2163 nucleotides. Its product is annotated as DEAD-box ATP-dependent RNA helicase 21. Gene Ontology annotation, molecular function: ATP binding; RNA binding; RNA helicase activity. Gene Ontology annotation, biological process: mRNA splicing, via spliceosome. Lineage: Eukaryota; Apicomplexa; Aconoidasida; Piroplasmida; Babesiidae. The coding region runs from base 1 to 2163 and encodes 720 amino acids. The record is from RefSeq and is a predicted model, not a curated record. The transcript is spliced from 7 exons. Gene Ontology annotation, cellular component: catalytic step 2 spliceosome.